AUGGAAGAAGAUGAGCUUGUCAAAGUGUACUCAUUUGUGCAGAUGGCAGGGUUCAAAAGUCAGGUUCCAUUUGAUCAUUUGAAGAGACUUGCUCGAGCUUACCAUGGUCUUGACGCUAGAAAAGAUGCGGAUGCUACCGUUUCCAAGUUGGAUGAAAUGAUCACAGAGAAUGAUUUGGAGAUUUUGGACCAUAACUUGGUGGUUCUUGGCCCAGUACUUCUAAAAUGGGUUUUGCAGCAGAAAGGAGUCUUGGUGGACCCUGUUGCAUUACAAGUAUUGGAGAUCAAUGCAAGAAUCGAGGAGUAA
Dovyalis caffra is the source of this 306-nucleotide messenger RNA. The record is from the annotation of a GenBank genome assembly. Lineage: Eukaryota; Viridiplantae; Streptophyta; Magnoliopsida; Malpighiales; Salicaceae.